This is a messenger RNA of Sinocyclocheilus rhinocerous, 966 nucleotides long. RefSeq names its product neuropeptide FF-amide peptide precursor like (gene npffl). The transcript has 3 exons. The record is from RefSeq and is a predicted model, not a curated record. Bases 355 to 753 code for a protein of 132 amino acids. NCBI's taxonomy places the organism in Eukaryota, Metazoa, Chordata, Actinopteri, Cypriniformes, Cyprinidae. Gene Ontology annotation, molecular function: neuropeptide hormone activity.
AGUCGCUGAGAUGAAUGGGAAAGUUAACAAAUAAAGUCUCCAGGACUUCAGUCACAUCAGAUAUCUUCUAAUGAUUCUGACCAUGUCAUCAGAGUGUCGUUUUUCCUGAGUGAUAUGAGGAAAGCAGGAGCUGGCUAGUGUAUUGGGAGUGUAUUUGCUGAGCUGUUAAUGAGAUUGAAUGAGCGUGUUGAUCUCCUGUGGGAUCCAUCAUACAGACCAUCACCAAUCCCAGCAUCACAGAUGGACCCUCUUGUGUCUCUGGGGUCAAACACUCUCUGUAUUUAAGGCCAGUCUCCAGAUCUGCUCCAAACACACACACACCACUAAACCAGUGCAGGCAGUAGUACUGUAGUGAUGGAAGCGGGCGUGUGGUUCAUGCUGCUGGGUGUGCUGCUGGUCAUGACCGAUAUGGGCCAGUCCAUCCCCAAAGACGACGUGCUGGAGCAGAGCAAACUCCUGCUGGAGUCACGCGAGGACGCAGACAAUUACAACAUGCUGGAGAGUCGAGGGGCCACUGAAGAGCAGAUGGAUCAUCUUCUGGAGGAUCGUCUUCUGGUGGAAAUGUUGCGCUCUUUACUCCACAGCUCUCAGAGAUACGAACGAAACCCUUCAGUGCUGCACCAACCACAGCGGUUUGGUCGGGGGACUCGGAGCGGCUUGUCCACAGAGGAAAGGAUACAGUCUCGCGACUGGGAGACUGUUCCUGGACAGAUAUGGAGCUUGGCUGUGCCACAAAGAUUCGGCAAAAAAUAACACCACCCAGAGUGAGGUCUUAGGGUUUUGUAAUUAGUAGAUCUGAAACAUCUAUAAGAAUCUCAUUCUCCCAACCAAUCCAAGGCAAUCAGUCACUCUUCUGUGCAUUUCAUCAAACCCUGUGAUAGUAAUUAUAACACACCAAAACAAUAAUAUUUAAAUGUAGUAAAUAUAUUUCAUAAGUUGUGAAUGAGUGGAAGGAAAUAGUCAUGU